Capsaspora owczarzaki ATCC 30864 is the source of this 3194-nucleotide messenger RNA. RefSeq lists its product as hypothetical. NCBI's taxonomy places the organism in Eukaryota, Filasterea, Ministeriida, Capsasporidae. The transcript has 22 exons. The coding region runs from base 44 to 3073 and encodes 1009 amino acids. The record is from RefSeq and is a predicted model, not a curated record.
UUUUUUCCCCCCUGUUUUUCGUUGUUUCAAACCAAGCUGAACGAUGCCGCGCUCUUCCGUCUCACAGGCGAGCGCCGCCACGACGACCGCGAGUUUCUCGCAGCACACCACGAAGUUUGAACUGCUCUUCCGCCGCCUGGAGAGCGAGCCAGUCGAUGCGAUCUUUGUCGAAUUGGCGCGUUUCGUGGCGUCUGCCUCGGCCGAUACGCCGCUUGUGACCCCGAGCGGCGUCCGCACGCUUGGCAAGGACAUCUCAGACGCCAUUUCUGUGGAGAUCAAUGCUCGCCGCUGGGACUACCUCGGCCUUCUGCUCAAGUGCAUUGGUCUUCUGCUGCAGAAGACAGAGCUGCAAGCGAUGCUCGCGCCUUUGCUGAUCGAGCAGGGGUUGCCGGAGCAACUUGAGUUCAUUUUGAAGGGCUGCGUCCCGUCCCGACCUCCGUCCAGUGCUCGGAAGGCUGCGCAGCAACAACCACGCCUCUGCAACGAACCAUUGCUGUUGGCUGCCGUCGAGUGCAUGCAGACCCUGGCAAGCCUGUCCGCUCAUGGCAAAGUUGUCCUUGGCCAGCACGUCGUGCACGACCUGAUGACAAUCACUCGAGACUAUGCUCAACUUGCACUGUCUGUUCAAUCCCUCUUUGAGAUUGUCCGCUGCCUCAACACGCUGCUUAGCACCUGUCAGGAGAACAUGGUGCUUUCUCGCAACCACCCAGAGGGACCUGAGCUGAUGAAGCGAGUGGCAGCGAACAUCUCCAAUGCCGGAGACUUUGAGUUCCAGCGCGCGCUUGUGGAGCUCUGCUUCCGUAUCGGUCGUCCCGACCGGCGCGACGAGUGGGGAGCCUUCCUCUUUGCCGAUCGGCCGCUUGCCGUCCAGUUUGCGUCCAUCGCCUCCAAGACCUUCUUGACGGAUGCUCGCACCUUUGUCAACAAGCUGAACGAUCACAUGGGUAUCGCCCGCAGUGUCGAUUCGUUCCAGUUUGUCGCCAUCCAAGUGCAAGUGCAAACCGGGAACGACAAACCGCGCGUGCUCAGCUACAAGGACAUGCCGUACUGGUUUGAUCUGAACAUGGCCCCGCGCACACUGUCGUUCGACUGCCCGACUGAGGCCAUUGCGGACUUGUUUGAUUGCGAUGAAGUGGCUACUGUGGCUUUUGACCAGAUUGCCAAGUGGAGUGUCACCGACACCACUCUGACGCUGCAGCUUCAUGGCAUCGGAUCGCACGAUCGUCUGACAGUCGGCUUUGAGCUGGAAAAUACCACCGCAGCCAACUCGCUGUGCCGCAGCUUGGGCACCUAUCUCCGACCUCCUGGCGUCCACGAUGCCAAGCAACCGAUUCGUGCAUCAGUCUCCAAGCAGCCGAUUCAGUGCAACAUGAAGGACUUGCUGGAAGAGGCUGAGCUGCUUGCAAUCCACAAAGCCGAGGCUCAAGCUCAGCAGCAGCCUCCACAGCAGUCCACGCAGUACGCAACUGGAGAUGCCUCGGCGGCCAACAAGCCAAUGAGAUCGAUGGAUAUUGACAGUGUCUCGGUCAUUUCCGCGACCUCGGUUUUCCGCAAACCAGUGCCCAGCAACUCUGCUACACCUGCGAUCAAGCGUGGAGCCUCGUCAUCAGCCGUGUCUCGAGCGCGCGACAAGUCGCCGCCGGCGACUACCGGUAGCAAGGCUUCCGGUCGCCCCAAGCACACUGCAUUCGAGUUCGAAGACACUGGCGACAGAGAACCUGGCUCCAAGCGUGUCGACACUCCCGCGAGAUCCAAACAACCUGCAGCCAAAUCUACAAAGCAAGCGGCGCCAGACCUUUCCUCGGAGGCUGACAGCGAAGGCUCUGACAUUGAGGCUGCAGCAAACCGCAACCGUAGAAAUCCGUCCCGACGCGCCGCCGCCAAGAAGACCAAGGCCGCCCUUCGCAAGAUGCGCGACUCGUUCUCGGACGCGAGUGACGGAGACGCCUCAAACGACUCCAGCGAUGACGACGAGGAAGAAGAGCACACGACGCCUGCAUCCGCAAAGCGCCUGGUUUCUCACACUCCAGCUGCGCGUCGCCUUGAGUUUGAGCCCACCCCAACACCCAAAAAGGUGUACGAAUCAACUCGCCGUUCCCGCCAUGAUGAGCGCAAAGAAGAGAGCCUGAAUGGCUCCGACGACGAUGAAGAAGCCACCUACCGCUUUGCCACACUUCCAGCUCUGGCUCCGAUCGAGGAAGAUCGCAGCAAGGCCAAAACGGCACCGCGUCCCGCUUUCUCGUGGACUCCGAUCACUCCUGCCAAGACGCCCACCAAGGCACUCCGUGCAGGCGGUCCCUCUAUGACGGAAGAUCGUUCGGUACGUCACGAGCUGAAGCGCAUGCGCGUGGCCGACACAACGGGGAGCGACGAUGACGACCAUCAGGUGCCCAUUCUGAAAGCUGCCAAUGCUGCACUCAAAGCGGGGGAUAGGGCUCGUCGGGCAGGCACUGCUGCCGUUCCUGCAGCUCCGACCAGCAAAGGGGGCAAAAGUCCAGCUACUACCAGAUCUACCACUGCUACCACCCAUGCCCGCAUCCAAGAAGAUGUCACCGACGACGAGAACGACGUGGAAGCUGCGGAGCGGGAAGCCGCGCGUGAGAUGGAUGAGCUCGUGUCCGCCCUCAACACCACCAUCCACAAGGCGGCGACAACGAAAAAGUCGCGGGCUCAGUCGCUGGCGCAACAGACCGUUGCUGCCAAUCAGAAAAAGCUGCUCAAGCUUUGGAAGGUCCAACGUGGCGAGCGCGCCAAGCUGAACGAAGAACUGCAAACCAAGUUCGCGCUACUUGUUGCUGCCAACCAAAAGGCUCAGGAUAGCCUCGUGGAGGCCAUACAAGCCAUGAUGGACACCCAUCAGCAGUUUGUCGCUGCAACUCAAGGCGAGAUCGCUGCAUUGUUUGCAGCCAACACCUCGCUGUCGGAUCAGCACGAUCGUCAGACCACCGCCGCCCAUCUCGCCAUGCAGAACGAGCUGACGAGCGUGCACAACCGCCUGAUCAAGGAGACGCAAUCGACUCAGAUGGGCAACUUGCGCAAGUCUCUCGAGUCGAUGAUGAGCGCCCUCAGCUGAAAGUCCGGCUGAAUGUCUCUCCCCAACCUUCUCCCCCAUUUCCCCUUCUUUUGAGUGCUACCCGAAAACAAACAAACCCCGAAUAAAUUGCCUUGUAAUAAAACAGAGCAAAAGAUAAACA